UCACAUCUGUUGUUUUUUCUGUUUUCUCUUUCUUUCUCUUCUUCUUCCACCUCCACCACCAAUCACACUUUGCUACCUUCAAUUCCCUCAACAUCCAGUCCAGGCAGGCGGCAAUGGCUUCCACUCUCCACGCCACCCAUGCGCUCAAACUCACUAACAGUACUCACUGUCACAAACAUUCCGGCUCCUCUGUAUCUUUCCUGUCUUGGCGCCGUGCGUUAGCCACCAGUGACGAUGCCACACUUUUCCCUACCCAUUCUAUUACCAGCGUUAGAGGCAGAAAUUAUAGGGUACCGAGAAUUGUAUGCAAUGCUCAGGCUGUGAAUUUGGCUCCGGGCACUCCAGUCCGCCCAACCAGCAUACUGGUGGUCGGCGCCACCGGGACCCUGGGAAGACAGGUCGUCAGGAGAGCUCUGGACGAGGGCUAUGACGUAAGGUGCCUCGUUAGACCUAGGCCUGCUCCCGCUGACUUUCUCCGUGAUUGGGGUGCCACUGUUGUAAAUGCAGACUUGAGCAAACCUGAGACAAUACCAGCUACAUUGGUUGGGAUCCAUACAGUUAUCGACUGUGCUACCGGGCGUCCUGAGGAGCCCAUCAAAACUGUAGAUUGGGAAGGAAAAGUUGCUCUAAUACAAUGUGCAAAAGCGAUGGGCAUUCAGAAGUUUAUUUUUUACUCCAUUCACAAUUGUGACAAGCAUCCAGAAGUUCCUCUCAUGGAGAUCAAGUACUGUACAGAGAAGUUUCUUCGAGAUUCUGGUCUGAACCACAUUAUAAUCAGAUUAUGCGGUUUCAUGCAGGGCUUGAUUGGACAAUAUGCGGUACCUAUAUUAGAAGAGAAAUCUGUCUGGGGAACCGAUGCUCCUACUCGAAUAGCGUACAUGGACACCCAAGAUGUUGCUCGAUUGACAUUCAUAGCUUUGCGCAACGAGAAUAUCAACGGAAAGCUUUUAACCUUUGCCGGGCCCCGAGCAUGGACAACCCAAGAGGUGAUAACAUUGUGUGAGAGGCUUGCUGGGCAAGAUGCGAAUGUGACUACAGUUCCUGUUUCAAUUUUGCGUUUUACACGCCAGCUGACUCGUUUGUUUGAGUGGACAAAUGACGUGGCUGACAGAUUGGCAUUUUCAGAGGUUUUGACAAGCGAUAUUGUUUUUUCUGUUCCAAUGGCGGAGACGUAUAGUACUCUGGGAGUGGAAGCAAAAGAUAUAGUUACACUAGAGAAAUACCUACAGGAUUAUUUUACAAACAUAUUGAAGAAGUUGAAGGACAUUAAAGCACAAUCAAAGCAGACAGAUAUUUACUUCUGAGAAGAUGGGGGACAAGAUGAUGAUGAUGAUGAUCCAGUAUAGUAUAGUCUAGUAUUAUAAUUGUAAAUGAUUAAACAUCCAAUGAUUAAUUACUUCCAAGUUUGAGCCUUUUGAUCUGCUGCUAUAUAUACUUGUUUUCAAGUAUAGUUUUUAGUUUAAGUUUGGGGCCAGGCUUGUUAACUAAGUCAGUCAAAGCCUGAAUAAUUCACUAAUAAACUGCCAUUGUAAUGCAGAUGAAAGAUCCAAUAGGAAUGGAAGUUGGUUAUAUUUCA
Messenger RNA from Ipomoea triloba (trilobed morning glory), 1576 nucleotides. RefSeq names its product protein HIGH CHLOROPHYLL FLUORESCENCE PHENOTYPE 244, chloroplastic. The coding region runs from base 114 to 1304 and encodes 396 amino acids. The record is from RefSeq and is a predicted model, not a curated record. The transcript has 8 exons. Lineage: Eukaryota; Viridiplantae; Streptophyta; Magnoliopsida; Solanales; Convolvulaceae.